Messenger RNA from Cantharellus anzutake, 762 nucleotides. RefSeq lists its product as uncharacterized. The record is from RefSeq and is a predicted model, not a curated record. Gene Ontology annotation, molecular function: zinc ion binding; DNA-binding transcription factor activity, RNA polymerase II-specific. Bases 192 to 575 code for a protein of 127 amino acids. NCBI's taxonomy places the organism in Eukaryota, Fungi, Basidiomycota, Agaricomycetes, Cantharellales, Hydnaceae. The transcript has 4 exons. Gene Ontology annotation, biological process: regulation of DNA-templated transcription.
GGCGGGCCAUGUAAAAUUUACAGUGCCCAUUCCGUGGUCUGCAGUCUGGGUCUUUGUUUUAAACCACGCCUGAGCCCCACUUCCGCCACCGUUCCUCGUUUCCGAAUCCGCCCCCUUUUCCAUUUCCACCGGAAUUCACAGCACAUAUAAGCACAUCUCGCCACAAUGUGGUCGGGAAGAUUCGUUCGCUCAUGUCUUCGCUGGUAACUGCUUCUCGAUCUCGCGGUUCCUAUCAACGAGAUGUAUGCACGGCGUGCAGAAGAGGGAAGACUAAAUGCUCUCCCCGCGAUCCACGCACUGGCAAAUGCGAUAAUUGUGCUCGUCUGGAGAAAAAGGUUCAAGUCCUCAUACGUUUAAUGGCAGAAGACUCUAAUGUGCUGCUAAUACACAUCUUCAGCACAUGCACCCAAACAACGUGUAACGUCCUAUUCCGUGCCGAAGAUAGCUGUAACAGGUCUUGCACCAAAUCAUGGCCAGAGCGCGAGUUUCCACCCAACUGCUCUUUCCUUGGUCCCAGUUCUUCGAGAGUUCGUCAAGGAUGCGCUGCACGACUCGGAGCUCGAGAAGAGCAUUGAAUGGGCAGGCGAAUUUUUCGACGGAGCAUUUGAUGUGAAAGCAUUCCGGGAUCAUUUGAAUGAGGCUGCACAAUUGGGACCCUCCCAUCCGUACCUCGUCCAAUUGUGUCAUUGGGCCCUCAUUUUACGGCGACCCCGCAUCAAUGUGAUACUAGAGGGAGAGGAUGCUGACGAGCUUGUGUCGACU